Messenger RNA from Physella acuta, 2287 nucleotides. RefSeq lists its product as uncharacterized. Gene Ontology annotation, biological process: cellular response to hypoxia. Lineage: Eukaryota; Metazoa; Mollusca; Gastropoda; Physidae. The record is from RefSeq and is a predicted model, not a curated record. Gene Ontology annotation, molecular function: peptidyl-proline dioxygenase activity; L-ascorbic acid binding; ferrous iron binding.
GUAAACAACAUGGCGGAUAGAAGUAUAGUCAAUACUGACGUUUGCAACGUCUGUAAAACUAAAGACAAUUUGAAACGUUGCGGUAGAUGCAAAUCUAUUUAUUACUGCGGAAGAGAGCACCAAAAACAUGACUGGCUCUACCACAAAGCUGUGUGUGUAAAUAAAACAGAAACAUUUCGUACUAGAUCUAGAUCUAAUACUAAUACUAAGAACAAGGAUGCUAAACUUUUUGAAGUUAUUCAACAAAACACAAACUUAAUCAAGCAAGAAAAAACUGCUAAUAUUUAUAAUCAAGCAGAAAUUGAUAGUAUUUUAGAUUUCAGUUCUGUUGUAGCCAAUGGAGAAAAUUCAAUUUGUUCUGAUAAUCAGAAAGAUAUAUUUAAUGAAUUUAUGCAGUCUGAUAAAACAUUUACAGGACCAGCUGAUGAAACAGAACACCAAGAAACCAAAUUACAUAGUUCUACAGAUUCACAUGAUCUGUCUGUGUUACAAACUCUAGAAGCUGAUAAGGAUUUAGUAUUAUUUGAUACUGGGCCUUUUAUCGAACCUACCUUCAACAGGCCAAGCUCUUUUCAGCACAAAGAACUGGCACAAUUUAUUUGCUCUGAACUUAUUGGCUCAGGAUAUUGCGUGGUUGAUGGGCUAUUUGAUAAUGAGCUAAUAGAUGGUAUGCUAUCAGAAGCACAGGGGUUAAAUUAUAAGACUGGGGAGCUUGGUGGUGGUCGUUCUAGUGGAGAUGAUACAAAAAAAGUUGUCAAUACAAACAUCAGAAGUGACAAAAUUAAAUGGAUUGAAGGAAAUGAAAAAGAACUACCUAAUGCUAUGAAAGUUUUGAAUACCAUGGAUUCUAUAACAAGUUUUUUUAGUUUUCAUCUAGAAAACUGUUUUAUUCAAGGACGCACAAAGGGAAUGGUCGCUUGUUAUCCGGGCAAUGGAGGGUAUUACAGACGCCAUGUGGAUAAUCCUAGCAUGGAUGGAAGAAGAAUUACAUGUAUUCUGUACCUAAAUAAAGAAUGGAAUGUUCUGACAGAUGGUGGCUUGCUUAGGAUUUUCCCCUCAAAUCACACCCAGUCAGUAGACAUUGCUCCACUUGCAAAUAGAUUGCUCUUCUUUUGGUCAGAUAAAAGAAACCCACAUGAAGUACAGCCUUGCUACAGGGACAGAUACGCAAUGACAGUUUGGUAUUUUGAUGUACAAGAGAGAGAGAAUGCAAAAAUUGAAGAACUGAAGCAAGAAACAGAAAGAAUAAAUGUUUUGAUAACAGAACUAGAAGAAAAGAAAAAGAAACUUGAUCAGCUAACACAGAAUCAAAUGAUAGAGAACAGAGCCAUGGAGGCAGUAAAAAGUUUGGCUCCACAAGAACUAGAGGCAAUUUCCUUUCUGCUUGAGCACCACCCCAACCCUAGUGAGGCUUUAACUAGCAUGGGAAUCUCUGACACCAUACAGCAAGCACUGAGACGCUACUUCAGCUCACUGCAUUCUGGUGUAUGAGGAGUGUUUGUUGAGCUCACACUCUGGUGUAUGAGUGUUUGUUGAGCUCACAUUCUGGUGUAUGAGUGUUUGUUGAGCUCACAUUCUGGUGUAUGAGGAGUGUUUGUUGAGCUCACACUCUGGUGUAUGAGUGUUUGUUGAGCUCACAUUCUGGUGUAUGAGUGUUUGUUGAGCUCACAUUCUGGUGUAUGAGUGUUUGUUGAGCUCACAUUCUGGUGUAUGAGGAGUGUUUGCUGAGCUCACAUUCUGGUGUAUGAGAGCUUGUUGAGCUCACACUCUGGUGUAUGAGGAGUGUUUGUUGAGCUCACACUCUGGUGUAUGAGGAGUGUUUGUUGUGGUCACAUUCUGGUGUAUGAGGAGUGUUUGUUGAUGUGUCCACGUACAUUGGAUGUGCCAUGUUGAUUGGAUGUGCCAUGUUGAUUGGAUGUGCCAAUGUUGAUUGGAUGUGCCAAUGUUGUUUGGAUGUGCCAAUGUUGUUUGGAUGUGCCAAUGUUGUUUGGAUGUGCCCAUGUUAAUUGGAUGUGCUAAUGUUGAUUGAAUCUGUCCUGCAUGGAUGAUAUACCUAAAUGUAAAACAAAGGUCUGCCUGCCGUCUGCACGUUUCAACAGACAGCAGUCAGACAAAUGAGAGCAAACACAUCGCAGUCCUCUCCAAUUCUUACUUUCAAAGUAAAACAGAUGUAGUGCUUCAAGGGAGGUAACUACACCUUCUUUAAAAAUGAUUAUAACAUCCCUUGACUCCUUUAAAAUAUUCAAUAGAAACCUAGAUAAAAAUUGCUAAAUAAAAUCUUUAAGCU